This is a messenger RNA of Closterium sp. Yama58-4, 2355 nucleotides long. The record is from the annotation of a GenBank genome assembly. Lineage: Eukaryota; Viridiplantae; Streptophyta; Zygnematophyceae; Desmidiales; Closteriaceae.
AUGGCCCUCGAUCUUCGAAAGUCCAUCACCAAUGCUCGACUCGCCGACGCAACUUCUCUUGAACCUUCCGACCGAGCAUUUUCCCUCUCUCGCCUCCUCUCGCCACGAAGCGGCAUUCCCCGCUCCUCCUCAUUUUCGCGCGGAAACGACAAGAACGACGUCAAAUCGAAUGUCUCUGCAUUAUCAGCCUCCGUCUUAUCCGCAAAUGCGCAGUCUGCGACCGAACCUGCCGGGCUGCAUUCUGAAGCAGCGCGCACAGGCUCGGGUGAAGCCGCUGGCGAUGGCUGGGUAGCUCCUCAGGCUACAGCUUCGGCAAGGGUAGCGUUGGAGGUUGAAGGUUCGGAACAGCCGAAGCUUUUGUUGGAAGCGCGUUCGGCCCGCAUUGCACACGUCAGCCGGGGAUUGUUGCGAGCCUUGGGUUACACCAACUCUGAUGAUUUUGGCGGGAAAAGCCUGUACGAUCUGGCGGAUGGACUCUAUGAAGCUGAUUGGUCGAGAGCCGUAGAGGCGGUGACGAAGAACAAUCGCGCUUCGGUGCAAAUUCACUUCAAGCUGCUGAAAAGCGACAGAGCUGGCGAUCUUGUCGGCACGCGCGUCGCUCUCUCGUUGAACGUCGCAGGCGACGAAGAGGGCGUCGCAGGCGAUGGACCGUUGCCUGCAUUCCUUUUCGGAGACUUGUCGCCAGCUCCGCCGCAGUCAUCGGCGCCAGCGGCGGGAGCAGCCAGCGGUUUCCGGGUGCGACGCGUGGAGGUGAUUAUUAAGGAACGGUCCCAGGACCCGCUACAGACAAUGACGGGUAAAGGAACUGCCGAGCGGUUAGCGUUUCAUGACAACCCUGGAAAAUACCGAGAUCUUGGAGGCUCAGAUUGCGACAGCCUUGGCGACAGGAAUGGGGACUCGAGUCGCAUAGAUGGCGAGUCCUGCGACAACUCUCUCGAGAGUUCUUCCACGUCAGCGGAGCCCCAUUCCACGUCACCGCAGGAGCAGAUUACAUCACCAGGGUCGGACUGGCAGGCGGGAAGCGAGACGAACAGCGAUUGGUCGAGGGAGAGCGAGUCGCAGCAGCAGGGCUUAAAAACCGGCAUUGGAGGAGCAGCAACGAGGGGGAGCCACGCGCAGCGGAGCGCAAUGGUUUCCGCGUUUGGCGCGCCCUCCGGGUCGACCACUCCCCCUCGCGCCCUCUCCCGCCCCCCUCGCCCCUCCCGCGGAAACAGCUACGGGGGAAGCGGCUCGCGUACCGGAGGCUAUCACUCCGCGCGCAAGCCGCCCGUGCCACGUGUCAGCAGCACAGGUUCAAUGAAGUCGGUACAGUUUCAUGAAUCGCUGAACCUAUCGCUGUCACCUCUCAACGUCGACGACUCGGACCCACCAAGCGAGACCAGCCCCGCCUCUCCCGCUACCAUCUCCAUUCCUUCUCAACCCCUUGCCCGCCCGCCCUCGCGCAUUCCCUCCCUCAUUGCUCGCUCCGCCUCCUCCGACGAUGCCCGCCAGCUCCGCAAGCAGCGCUCAGAACCCCGAAGCGACCUUAACAGCAUCCCAGCACCGCUCUGCACCGCUCCCGACCCCUGCGGUUUAACCGCUGGCUCACAGCCUGGGGGGGGUGAGCCAUCCACGCCUGGACGGCGGCUGUUGAGUGCGCUGAGCCACAGGGGAGUGGUUGGUGCUGCCAAGAAGGCCCUUGAGGCGGUCAGCUCCCCUCGCCGCUCCCACACCUCUCUCUUCGCCUCGGCAUCUGCAGAAUGUGCCCCGGCUCGGGAAGAUGCUGCUGAUGGUGCUGGUCCUGGUGGCAGUGGGAGGGGAGGAGGAGGGGGAGUAGAGCCCCUGAUUGGCUCGCCGCGGUUCUUCUCCUAUUCCUCACGCCCGUCAGCUCUCCGCCCCUCUGCCUCCCAUGAUAGCUACACGUCGUCUCCCUCCUCCCGUCUCUCCUCAUCGCCGUCUCGGCGCAUCGUGCCACGUUCCUCCUCUCUGGAGGUCCCAAGGUCGGCUGGAGUGCCGAGGAGUGUGUCAGAAGAGAGUGGUUUUGGCACCAAUGGCAGUAGCAGGGAAAGCUGUGCCCCCUCACGCCGCCGCAGCCUGCUUGCCCCAUCCUUUUCCAAGGAGGAUGGGGGCAGUUACAGCAGCUUUAGGGGUGGUGGCGGAGGAGGGGAUAUGAGUGGAUGUGUGCAGGGGGGAAAGCAGCAGCUGUCUGGGUUGCAGGCUCCGGGUGUAACGGGUAGUGUGGGUGGAUGUGCAGUGGAGUGUAGAGUUGGGAUGGAGGGCAGAAGGGACGAUGCUGGCUCAGCCCUGACACCCAAGGGCCGGUGGGGAGCUUGGGCUGAAGACGAAAAGUCUGGAGAUAUGGAUUGGUUUUGGUAG